This is a messenger RNA of Dermatophagoides pteronyssinus (European house dust mite), 1520 nucleotides long. Its product is annotated as guanine nucleotide-exchange factor SEC12. Gene Ontology annotation, cellular component: endoplasmic reticulum membrane. Gene Ontology annotation, molecular function: guanyl-nucleotide exchange factor activity; protein binding. Lineage: Eukaryota; Metazoa; Arthropoda; Arachnida; Sarcoptiformes; Pyroglyphidae. Gene Ontology annotation, biological process: endoplasmic reticulum to Golgi vesicle-mediated transport. The record is from RefSeq and is a predicted model, not a curated record.
CACACGUAUACGUGUUGAUACAUUGAUAAAUUGUGAUGAUAUUUUCAUCAUUUUUUUUCAUUGCAUUUUAAAUCCUGAACAUUUAAACGAAAAACAAAAUGACUGAACAAGAUACACAAAAAGCUAGUUUAUUGGCUCGUGUUAAUUUUCCAAUCUAUUGUGUUAAAUCAAUUUCGGAACGUCAUAUUCUAAUCGGUGGUGGUGGUGGUAUGGCUAAAACUGGAAUAUCAAAUCCAUUUGAAAUUUAUGAAUUAACUUAUGAUCCAAUAGCAAAUACUGCCCGAGCAACAUUAGUGACACAUUUUGAUGUUGGCGCAAAUGCAAUUAUGAAUUUGUGUGUGAUUCCAAAAUCUAAACAUUUAUUUGAAUUAGCAUGUGGUGGAAUGCAAGGAAUGUGCCAUAUUUAUGAUGUUAAAUUUAGAUUCAAAAAUGGUCUGACCACUCAUCAUUAUGAUGAUCAUUACAUUGAUCAAAAUAAUUCUUCAAACAAUUAUCUUCGCCGUAGACAUAUGAGUUUUAGUUCACAGAAUUCUGUUGAAGAUGUUGAAGAAAAUAUUGAAGAAUAUCAUAAUCCAAAAGUUGAAUUGGAUAAUAAUAAACUCAAAGCAGAUAAAGAUAUUCAUCUUGAUAAUAAUCAAGGCGAUGAUAAAAAAGAUUCCGUUCCAAAUAACAUUCCUGAUUAUAUUUUUGAUUUUGAUUUGAAAAAAAGUUUUCAAACCGAUUUUCAUUCGGAUGAACCUUAUCAAAAAUUAGUAAAAUAUUCUACAAAUGCUUAUAUGGUUUUCAGUGCUGGAGCCGAUGGUCAUAUUGGAUUCUGGCAACUUCCCAAUUAUAAACCUUUGACUAGAAUUAAAGCUCAUGAAAAUGAAAUUGAUGAUAUUGAUAUUCAUCCAUCUGGCCGGCAUUUAGCCAGCGUAUCCAGAGAUGGUCGUAGUUUAAUCUGGAAUGUUAAUAAUUAUCAAUUGGUAAAAUCAUUGGAACAUAAUCAAGUGAUACCAAAACCAACCAAUAAAGAAAAGGCAGAAAUAUUUGCCAAAGCAAAAUAUUUACCACGUUUAUGUCGUUAUUCAACAGUUGAAGGUGAUGAAAAUAAUGUUCGACUUUUUGUUGCACUAAAUAGUCGAGCCAAAUUAGAUUCAUACAUAUGUAAAUGGCUUAUACAAAAAGAUGAAUAUUAUAUGGAAAAAAUUAUCUCUGCCGGUGAUGUUCCACUUUUUGCCAUGGCAAUCAAUGAUGAUGGAAGAUUUUUAGCUGUUGGAAAACAAACCGGUGAUAUUGAUGUAUUUAUUGCAUUUAGUCUUCAACGAUGUUAUCAUUUCAGUCAAGCUCAUAAUAUUUUUAUAACUGGUAUUGAAUUUCUACAAACAACACAAGCAUCAUUAGAAUUAGUUGGUGGUGAUGUUGAUGCAGCAUUAGUAUCGGUUUCGGUUGAUAAUCGAAUUGUUUUGCAUAAAAUUCCCAAACGAGCCACUUUAGGAUUUUUUGGAUCAUUUUUAUUCUUUGUUAUGUUUAUUCUAUUU